CUGAAGUGCUGCACCCGGACCCGAUCUGAAGCUUGCCCGUGGUGGCGACUUUGGCGAUUUGCCGGCGACUGACGUGAUGCCGUUCUACUGUAAUUCCCUUCUAGUUUGUUCUCAAUCUGCCUUGUUUGCUUGAUUCCUCCCGGAUCCCUUCCCCUUUUCAUCCUUCCAGCUUCAAAAUCCCCAAAUCAAGGUUCACAGAAACAAGGCAGAUUGAGAAGGAAAUAGAAGGGAAUUGCCGUCGGCGAUCUUGCUGCUCCACCACCGAUUUGCCUGCAUCCUCUUCGUCCCUCACCACAAGCUUCCUCUCCGACUGAGACGUACCCCUCGCCCACCUUCUCCCGCUGUGACGGUGAAGCCAGCCUCUCAUUGUUUUCGUUGUUCCCCGGCUUACCAGCAAGAAAAAAAAAUUCGCUGGACUCGCCCGCCCCACUGGUUACCACCACGACGACGCCUUGGAUUGCUGCUCGAUUUCCACUUGUCUCGCCGAGUCCAGCGUUUCCCUCGCUGACCUCCUCCUACAGGGCGCCGAUCCACUAGCGAAGCAUUCCCAAAUUCAGAAGCCAAACACUCACUGGCUUCCCCACAAAUCAAAAGGAGCGCAUAUAGUCCACAAAGGCGCAGGAAGAAGCAACAUACGCUAUGAAGGCCCUCGGAUGGAUCAACUCCGCAAAAGCACAGGUAACCUUCAUCUCCGAAAUUAAAUCUUCCAAAGUUAAAUCUGUUGAUCUUGUUACUAGGUUUAACAUGUCUGAUAGUAUUGUCGUCCCUUCUCGACGACGCUCGGGUGGUCUGUGGCUAAUGUGGACUGCUGAUCUUCAAGUCUCUGUGCAUACCGCUAAUUUCCAUGUUAUCUUAGCUACGGUGGUUAAUAGUACUAGUAAUAAGCAGUUUGGUCUUGUGUGUAUUUAUGGUGAUCCCUAUCAUCAAGAGACUAACCAUAUCUGGGAACAGGUUGCCGCUUUUGUUUAUGAUAACUCCAAUUUGCCUUUGCUUUGUAUUGGGGAUAUGAAUGAAUUGUUAUAUGAUAUGGAUAAAAGUUCCGCGAAUGUUGAUCGCUUUCGUAUGAAUGCUUUUCGUGCUUUAGUGAAACAAUGUGGUUUGUUUGAUCUUGCUUUUAGUGGCCCUGCCUACACCUGGACUAACAGGCGCUUUUCCUCCAAUCCUAUCUAUGAAAGGCUUGAUCGUUGUUUAGUUAAUGCAGAGUGGUGUGAUGCUUAUCCUAUUUCAAAUGUUUAUAACUUGCCUCUUAUUCAUACCCUUAGUGAUCAUGCGCCUAUUUUACUUUCUACUGAUGGGCCUGUUCGAAAAAUUAAGCAUUCUUUCAAAUUUGAAAAUUGGUGGAUAAAGGAAGAGGAUUUUAAGUCUUAUGCAAAAACUGCUUGGUUAUCCUCUACAAAUAUAUCUUUCUCGGCCAGAACUAACCAACUUGCAGGUGUCCUAAAGAUUUGGUGUAAAAAGAAAAAACCCUUGCAACAGGAGCUUAACAAUAUAGAAGAAGAGCUCAAACAAAUUCAGAUGAAACCAUUGCAGGAACAAGACCAUCAAUUGGAAGCAACUCUGUCAACCAGGUAUGAGCAAACUAUGACGAAACUAACAGAUUCAUAUAUGCAGAGAGCAAAAAAGCAGUGGGCCAAAAGUGGAGAUAGAAAUACUUCUUUCUUCCACCAUGCUAUUGUUAAACGCAGGCGAAGAAAUACUAUAGUUUCUGUCAAAGAUGAAAAUGAUGUUGUGCAAUUCAUGCCAAAUCAGAUCAGCAAUACUUUUGUAAGCUAUUUUAGAUCUAUUUUUGCCGCUUCAAAUCCUAUCAAUGGCAGGCCCUUCCUCGGAACCCAACCUCCUCAAAACAAUCAGGAUUAUUACACCUACACUAUUCCAGAUAAUCAGGAAAUUUGGGAAACUCUAAAGGAUAUGAAAAGAAAUGCGUCGCCUGGACCGGAUGGAUUCAAUGUGGAGUUUUACGUAGCAACCUGGGCUUGGAUUGGACAAGAUGUUGUCCAGCUGGUAAGAAACUUCUUCCAAACAGGUAUUAUGCCAGCUCAUAUAAAUGACACUCACAUUGCUUUGAUUCCAAAGAAACUUGUUCCUUUAGUUCCUGCAGAUUAUAGACCUAUUAGUCUGUGUAAUGUCAUUUAUAAAAUUAUUGUGAAAUGCCUAGCAAAAAGACUCAAGCCACACUUGCCAGAGGGUAGACGUAUUAGCAACAAUAUUAUUAUUGCCCAAGAAAUUACUCACUCUUUUGCUCUCAGCUCCUGGAAGAACCAAGCUUUCAUGCUUAAAAUAGACCUUGCAAAAGCUUUUGAUCGGCUUGAAUGGAGUUUCAUUGUCGCGGCCCUUUCUCGUAAAGGGUUGCACGAGCAUUUCAUUUAUUUGGUUCAUGCUUGUAUUUCCUCGCCAACUUUUUCCGUCCUCAUAAAUGGACAACCGUUUGCGAGUUUCCGAGGCAACAGGGGUAUUAGACAAGGAUGCCCUCUGUCUCCUUAUUUGUUUGUUCUCGCGACUAAUGAACUUUCCAUUGCUCUUCAAGAAGCUAUGACAGCUAACUCGCUUGCAGGAAUAACUUUAGGGCCAAAUUGCCCUCGGAUCCACUCUCUUCUUUUUGCAGAUGAUUACUGGUUUGUGGACAGGCAACAGAGCAAGAGGCAACUCAGAUGAAUGCUAUUCUUCAAACCUUCUGUUCCAGAGACUGCAGGAAAUAGGUGAACCGGCUCCAAGGCAAGUACAUCCGGUAACUAUUCAGCUUCUCCAACAAAUAUGGCGAAACAAGCAAAUGACCCCGAGAGUGCAAACAUUCGGAUGGAGAUUUCUAAGACGAGCAAUGCCGACAGGAGCCAGAGCAGGUAAGUACUCUACUCAUAUAAGCACUUUAUGUUCUAGGUGUGGUUUAGAAGAAACAGAUAUACAUCUCUUUUUUACUUUUCACUUUACACGUGUGGCCUGGUUUACUUAUCCCUGGUUCAUUAGAUCAGAGCUACUUGUGAACAACUGCAACUCUCUUUCCCAGAUUUUGACCAAGUUUAUGACCAUUAAUCACCCUCAUGCCUCUUUGGAAAAUAUUCUGACUUUUAUGUGGUGUCUUUGGAAAUCUAGAAACGACAACUUAUUCUGUAGAAAACCAGGGGCUCCUCAUCAGGUGUUCCAAGCGGCAAGGGCUAUUCAACUAAACAUGGAGAUGCAAGAUCCUAGUGUUGUUUUUUCAUUGCAGAUUCAAUCCAACGCAAGCAGGGAGCAUGCAGCCAAGCAGAAUACCGAUACGGCUUAUUUUUUCCCACCUCAGGGAUCAACAAUCUCUACUGAUCUUCACAUUUCAGGAGUCAAAAUUUUCUCGGAUGCCUCAUGGAAAGCUACAAGUAUUCCUGGAAGAUAUGGUUCGCAGGCUAUUGGUAUUGGACUCUAUAUUCAGAUUCAAAGCAACCAGACCAAAUGUGACGUUAUGAUCCAGGCUUCGACUGAGCAGACGUCCACACCACUUAAAGCUGAGGCGGCGGCUCUUCUUUUCGCAGUGAAGGUGGCUAGAUUACUCAAACUACAGGAAGUUACCUUCUUGAAAGAUAAUCUCUCUCUUGCAAAAGCUGCAGCAACAUGCUCCAUUUCGGCGCAUCAAGUUCCGUGGGAACUCAGAGAAGUUCUUGCCUCCUUUUUUCAAGCAUCUGCUCAUCUGCAGGCAUCAAUAUAUCAUGUCAAACGAGACCUCAAUGGUGUGCUAUCAAUAUAUCAUGCCAAACGAGACCUCAAUGGUGUAGCACACAUACAAGGCUCUCGAAGCAAAGUCUGA
Molecule: messenger RNA, 3772 nt
Organism: Lolium rigidum
Lineage: Eukaryota; Viridiplantae; Streptophyta; Magnoliopsida; Poales; Poaceae
Exons: 2
Coding region: 2603-3772 (389 amino acids)
Source: RefSeq, a predicted model, not a curated record